GCUCCAUUUCUCUAAACUUUCCUCUGCCACAGGGGCCAUGGGGAACCAGCUGAGUGUCCCGCGGAGAGUCGAAGACCAAGAGGAUGAGCCAGACACGAACACACACAAGGUGGCCUCCGGGGACGAGCAGGAGCACAACGGGGGUCUGGUGACCGUGGUGUCCACACACUCGGUUCACUGCUACGAUGAAGUCGACUUGGGAAUAAGUGUCCAGCAGGACACUGGGGACGCUUCUUCCCCCCCGACAAUGGGGCUCGGCGCGGGCGCAGACGCCAAGGCCAGCGGAAAGAAUCUCGGGCCAGAAGCCAGAACCCAGCCACCAGCUGCUAGAUCGAAUUUCUCCUUGACUCUCUCUCGGCCUGUACCAGGACGUACCCGAGACCGCGCCUCGGAUUCAUCGCGGGCACCGGGGACGCUUGAUGUCAGCCCCCAGAAGCCUCCGGGGAACAAAGACCCAAGUGAGAGCCCGGGUCUUCCGGCGGCAGCUGCACCCCGGCCCGACCCGGAUAAAAGCCCAGAGUGCAGCCCGGCCCGCGGAGACGGCAGCUCCGUCCGUGCAGAGUUGGGGGGAGAAGCCCCCGCCAAGCCCAAGGACUCCAGCUUUUUGGACAAACUCUUCAAGCCGGACAGGGGACAGGCAAAGGCACCCUCGGAGAACAACACCCCAGAGGCCGCCAGCCUCCAGCCUCCAGCCCAGCCCGCCGACACCCCGGGACCAGCCACGCAGUGCAACCAUGGCUCUGCCCAGACGGACAUAGUUGCCAGAGAGGAGAAAGAACCGGAAGUCAGUCCUGUGAGUUGCUCUCUCCCCCGGGACCCAGCUGAGGCGCAGCCCCAGACAACAGGAACAGAGAAUAACCAGUUCAUCAUGAGCUUCUUUAAAGCCCUGGUUUCACCUAAUAAAGCGGAAACAAAAAAAGACCCAGAAGACCAGGCAUCCAAAGCAGAGAUUGUUUGUGAUGGACACAUGGGGCAGAAGACGGCCCCGAUCCAGGCCAAAGGCUCCAAGAAAAAACAGCUGCAGAGCCCCAGGCUGGGACAGGCCUGUAGGAAACUCUUUAGACAAAAGGGCACUGAAAAGUCACCCUCCACUUCGACAGACCUUAAAUCAGAUAAGGUCAGCUGUGCCCCCCAGGACACCCCGCGGGGGGCAGCCAAGAACCCUCCAUCUACUGAACCAGCCAAGGAAGGGGCCAAGGAAAAGGGGGCGCCCACGUCUCUGCCUCUAGGCAAACUGUUCUGGAAAAAGUCAGGCAGAGAGUCGCCGGUCCCCGCAGGUACAGAGGAGAAUGUGGUGUGUGAAUCACCAGUAGAGGCGCAGGCGAGCGAGGAGGUGGAGUCUGACUUGCACACAGUGGAUCUUGGCGGAGGAGCAGAGCCCGCCCCCGAGCCCACGGAGGUCAAACUAAGACGUGAAGAGAGAAAACCCUCCAGAACGUCCCUGAGGGCGUUUUUCAGGCAAAUGUCAGUGAAGGGGGACGGAGGGACCUCUCACUCCGAAGAUACAAACGAGAAAGACGCCAGCAGCCAAACGUCCAACGCCGCCGCCGCGGAGAAGGUCGUCACGCCGCCGCCGGGGCCCGAGCCGGCAGCGGCAACCCCGAAGGGCAAGGAAGGACCCUCCAAGGACAAGAAGUCCCCCGCCGCCGCCCCCGCUGCCGCGCCCACCGCCCCCGCCCCGGCCUCGGAGACAAACAAGCCGAAGGGGAACAAGCAGGAAGCCCCAGCCCCGGAGCCUGCUGGGGCAGCUGCCAACGCCCUGCAGAACGGGGGCGGGCACGGCUCCCCGCGGAGGCCCGAGAAGUGGCGGCAGCCCCUCGGGGGCUUCUUCAAGAGUCUGGGACCAAAGCGGAUGUCGGAUGCCCAAGUGCAGACAGACCCCGUCUCCAUUGGACCCGCUGGCAAAUCCAAGUGCUGGGCCAGGUGGGGCUUCUCCAGGGUCAAGAAGAAGAAGUGGCCCUUGGAGAAGCAGAGCUGCUGAGCCAACAGUAACCCAAGGAGCAGAGGGCAAAGCCCGUCCCCUCUCUCCCGGUCAUCCCUGCGGGGACUUCGGACUGACGUCAGCUAAGGGCACUCUACAGAAGCACAGUCUCUGCAUCCCCAACACGGAGAGAUGCCCGAAGGGAAGGAAGGAAGGAAGGAGAGAGGAAUUCUCAGAACUCUCAGCCUCAGCAAAGUCUCCUGCUUUUGAACACAGACCUUCAUCCCUGCCGCCUCCUCCCCGCUCCCUGUCUUGCCGAACCCCUUCACUUGUUUGCAAACAGUGCAGAUGUUUUAGGGUCCCAUGCAUCCUUCCCCGGGGACCAGAGACGAGGGAGUGCAUCCUACAGGCUCCAGGGAGCAGAUUCCUGUCAUCAGGACCUCAAUAAACGUCCUUCUGCAAUCCGACGGACCCGAGUGGAACCUCAGCGGCAAAGCCAUCCGGACUCCACCUUUCGGGCGGGAGGGGAAACUGAGUUCAACGAUGAACCCCCGGCCCGAGUGCCAGCCACCCAGGAGGCCAGCUACGGAGAGGCGGGCUCCCAGAGCCCCACACUCACCAAUUCCCACGUGCCCAGGGAAGUCCUUCUGACACAGCAGCUGGCAGGGGGCGUGGAGCCAGGCUGCGCUGGGGUCCCCCUACACCGGCUUCUGGGGAGAGAAACCCCCUGGCCACGUGGAUGCUCUAGAUAUGUGAGCUCCCUCGGGAAGGAAGGAAGUGACUUCCCGAGCGGCAAACUCGGCCGAUUCGUAACUCAGAUCUCUGGUUGGGGGCCUGGAGCCGGGGCUGGGGGCAGCCCUUGGCCUAAACUGGCUUCCUGGGAGAGGGGAGAGGGGCUCCUUCGAUUUUCCCAGAAGCCCCCUGUCAGGGGCCCAACCCACAGGGGUCAGGGGACUCCCUGCCAUGUCAGAGUUGGGAUAACCUAGUCACGUCUCACAUCUCGCACUCGAGACUCGGGUGCUCAGGAAGCUUCUGGAUGCCUCGGUGACAGCCCCACGUCCGUCACUGCACCAAGUCAGCCUGCUGUCUCGUUGCCUUUUGGGGACACUGGCCAACACCUGGACGCUUUGGCCUCUGUCGGCCCCACCCAGGGGCCCUUCCAGGCUGUGUGGCUCCAAAGGACUCCUUCCUCCCUCCGGGGGUCACUAACCAACGUAUUUUUCUUAACUCCAGGGCCUGGGGUCUGGCCUUUGCCCAGAGGAGACGUUUCCUCUCCCUGGUGCAGCAGGAAGUGGGCCCGGCCCGCUCUGCAGAAUUGAUUAUGGGCGUCCAGAGCGCAGUCAAGUUCAAGGAGGAAAUAGUAGGACUCGAGGAAAUGGGGCAAAAGCACUUUCCUCUGGGGUUUCACUCUCCUCCCACCAGCAGAGAUGAGGUGGGCUGGGGGGUGAGGGGCAGGUUUUUGGGUAGGGUU
Messenger RNA from Sorex araneus (European shrew), 3392 nucleotides. It is a transcript of the gene BCAS1, whose product is annotated as brain enriched myelin associated protein 1. The transcript is spliced from 13 exons. Lineage: Eukaryota; Metazoa; Chordata; Mammalia; Eulipotyphla; Soricidae. The record is from RefSeq and is a predicted model, not a curated record. The coding region runs from base 38 to 1981 and encodes 647 amino acids. Gene Ontology annotation, biological process: myelination.